AAUCAGAAACGUGUUGUAGGAACAGUCUAGCCAAUCCUAGCAUAGAAGCCGGGAAAGGAUUAGCCAAUCCUAGUGUAGGAGGCGGGAUUUACCGGAAUACAGGUGGGGAGAAUUAACGCGUGUAGCAUCGGGCAAAUCCACCAAGAUGGCCCCCAAAACUAUGGAGCCAGUGGCCCGGAGGCUCUUUAAAGGAGUGCUCUUUCUGGAGGUGGUUGGUGUGUUUGCAGCUUACGGGCUCUAUUACAGAAUGAACACGAGCCGAGAUUUCAGACACACGAUGAACAAACACUUUCCCUCGAUUCUGGAAGUUUAUUACAAGUCCAACGAAUGGGCCGGGAACUAUGGCAUCCGGGAAGCUGAUCGGGACAUGUGGUCUACUGGGCAGGAAUAGACCCAGGAAUAGACACACACACACACACACACACUCAAGAGGAUGAGAGACAUCACUUCUUCCUGCCUCCAGUCUUUUUGCCCAGUCCGCCUUUCCCAAACUGUUUUCUCUUUCUGAACAUGGCCUUCUUCCUCCUGAGUGUCUUAACGUCUCGUCCCUGGAUCCAGUCAUCACGCUGCCUCUCCCAUUUCAGCUGUUUGACACCUGAAGAUGAGAAGCAGAAGGACAGACUGCAUUAAGAGACUGCACCCUGACUGUUUUUCAGAACAUAUGAAUGAAUGAAUGAAUGAAUGAACUUAAAUGUUAAAUGCAACGGUUUGUGGCUUCACCCUUGUGGAGGGAUCUGGCUGGCAUCUAGCCAAAUGAAUAAAAUUAAGUAAUUUUCAA
Pangasianodon hypophthalmus (striped catfish) is the source of this 778-nucleotide messenger RNA. Its product is annotated as protein CEBPZOS. Lineage: Eukaryota; Metazoa; Chordata; Actinopteri; Siluriformes; Pangasiidae. The coding region runs from base 146 to 391 and encodes 81 amino acids. The transcript has 4 exons. The record is from RefSeq and is a predicted model, not a curated record.